Messenger RNA from Oncorhynchus nerka (sockeye salmon), 2304 nucleotides. Its product is annotated as guanylate cyclase soluble subunit alpha-2-like. Bases 1 to 2304 code for a protein of 767 amino acids. The transcript is spliced from 9 exons. Lineage: Eukaryota; Metazoa; Chordata; Actinopteri; Salmoniformes; Salmonidae. Gene Ontology annotation, biological process: response to oxygen levels; cGMP biosynthetic process. Gene Ontology annotation, molecular function: guanylate cyclase activity; heme binding. Gene Ontology annotation, cellular component: guanylate cyclase complex, soluble. The record is from RefSeq and is a predicted model, not a curated record.
AUGUCCUCGCGAAAGAUCUCUUCGGAGUCGUUCAGCUCGAUGGGCUCGGAGUGCCUGGAGAGCCCCGGAGAUGAUGGCGAUUCCUGCCCCUUUUCACGCAUCUGGAACGGCAAGAGCCCGGUGGAGAAGCUCGCGUGCCCGUUCGAGGACGCACCGGGACCCAAACGGGCGAACAGACGGAAGCGCGUGAACCUGGACUCGCUUGGGGAGAGCUUGAGGAGGUUAACGUCGCCCACGACACAGAUGGUUCAACAGUCUUUACAGAGAACCUUAGAGUUCUACAGACAGAAAGAGAUCAGGUGCAGAGAGGAUGGGAAGGAGGAAAAGAAAAGUGUUACUUUGGAGAAGUGUCCCUUCGUGGAUCAUUCUGGUUCUGGAGAAGAGGCAGACAUCUCUGGAGUACUACAGUACAUGGCUACUCUACAGGGUGUACGGUUCUGUGAGCUGAGGGAGCGUUUCGGGGAAGAGUUCUUCGGUCUGUGUUUCGAGGAGAACGAACGUGUUCUAAGAGCGGUGGGAGGGAACCUGCAGGACUUCUUUAACGGCUUUGACGCCAUCUUAGAACACAUCAGAACCUCGACCGGACGCCGUGCCUCCUCAGAGAGCCCCUCCUUUCAAUGCAAAGACCCUCACCAGGAGGAGAGAGGAGGAGGAAGAGGAGGAGGGGAGAGGGUGGGAGGAAAGCUUCUCCUCCUCCACUGCUUUAACCCCGCCCCUGUCGUGGGAUUGGCUAUGCCUGGUCUGAUUCGAGGUGUCGCACGCCGAAUCUUCCACUCCCACGUUGUGGUGAAGGAAGCCCCUCCCCUAGCGUCCUUGUCACCCAAUGAGGACGCAGAACACUCAGGAGGAGACUCCAUCCCUACUCCCACUGCUUCUCCUUCCUCGUCUCCCUCACCCCCUUCAUUGUCUGCCCCCGUCUCACUGUCCUUCCUCAUCAGAGAAACCUUCCCCUCCUCUUCCUCCAUCCCUCCCUCUGUCACCCUUCCAUCAGAGACCUCCAAGCAGACCCUCCAGCCCCUCUCCCUCUCCCCCACUGACCUGCGCAUCGGUCCGGCUACAUUCUGCAGGGCCUUCCCCUUCCACCUGGUGCUGGGCCCCAGCAUGGAGCUGCUGCAGCUAGGGGAAGGUCUGAGGAGGCAGGCUCGGAUCGAGCCUCACCGGACCCUCUCCUUCAGGGACUGCUUUGAGAUUAUCUCUCCCAGGAUCCAGCCCAGCUUCCAGGCCAUACUGCUGCGCCUGGCCUCCCCCUUCACCAUCUGCACCCGACCAGACUGCUCCCAGUCAGGCACCAAGGAGAAGGUGAUGGAGGUGAAGGGUCAGAUGAUUCAUGUCCCAGAAUCCUCUACUCUGAUGUUCCUGGGUUCCCCCCGGGUGGACAAGCUGGAGGAGCUGAUGGGCAGGGGCCUCUACCUGUCAGACAUCCCCAUCCACGACGCCACGCGUGAUGUCAUACUGGUGGGACAGCAGGCCAAGGCACAGGACGGCCUCAAGAACAGGAUGGACAAACUCAAGGCAACUCUAGAAAAGACACACCAAGCUCUAGAAGAGGAGAAGAGGAGGACAGUAGACCUUCUCUACUCCAUCUUUCCUGGUGACGUGGCCCAGAAGCUGUGGCAGGGGGAGUCUGUUCCCGCCAGGAAGUUUGAUGAUGUCACCAUGCUGUUCUCUGACAUCGUGGGCUUCACGGCAGUGUGUGCCCAGUGUACCCCCAUGCAGGUCAUCAGCAUGCUCAACGAGCUCUACACACGCUUCGACUACCAGUGUGGAAUACUGGAUGUGUAUAAGAUUGAGACUAUAGGCGACGCCUACUGUGUUGCGGGCGGGCUCCACCGGAAGAUUGACAGCCAUGCCAAGCCAAUCGCACUCAUGGCCCUGAAGAUGAUGGAGCUGUCAGAGGAGGUGUUAACGCCGGACGGCAAGUCCAUCAAGCUGCGUAUAGGUAUCCAUACAGGCUCAGUGUUGGCGGGGGUGGUUGGGGUGAGGAUGCCCAGGUACUGUCUGUUUGGCAACAAUGUCACACUGGCCAGCAAGUUUGAGUCUGGGAGCCACCCUCGAUGCAUCAACGUCAGCCCAACCACAUACUGGCUGCUGAAAGACGAUUGCUCCUUCUCUUUCGUCCCUCGUUCCCAGUUGGAGCUUCCUGAUAAUUUUCCUAAGGAUAUCCCGGGAACAUGCUACUUCCUGGAGGGAGGGACUUCCCAUAGCCACACCUCCCUAACAAGCUCCAGUUCCGCCCCCCCAGAGCCCCUGAGGAAAGUGUCCUACAGCAUCGGCACCAUGUUCCUGCGAGAGACCAGUCUAUAG